UCAUAUGAAGUAGUUCCGGUUAAAAUAAGUUAUACCAAAGAUGGACAUUUUUUCGUGAUAAAUAUACUCAGGCAUUAUUUAUACAACAUAUACGUUUAGACGAGAUCAUGCGACCGCCAAUAAAUAGCUGGAUAAUGAUUGUAUUCGGAACUAAUAAGGAUAUGUUGAGGCAAAUCAGCUACCAUAAUAAUAGGAAGUGAGUGAUUCAUGGCAUAAAGCGUUACUCAGAAACUGAAAAAGUAAAUAUUGCGGCUGUAUAGUACAGCGAAAAAUCGCGCCUUCAGCUGCCAGUGUGCACAGCAGGGUGGCCAGGCCAGGUCACAAGUUUCCAAGAACGGCCCCUGAGCAAUCUCACACUCACGACAUGGAGGGCGGUUCCUAAACCCAGGAGACAGAGAGGAUAUUCGGCUCGAAGCGCAGUUUUACCGUGCCAAAGUUCCUGGGAGCUGCCGCGUUCUGAUACACAACAGGUGGGAUGACCAAUCAUACCCCGCACCCAAACGGCAUGCUGAGUCUCCGGAAGGAGCACCUGUACAAGGUGCUGGUCAUCGGAGACCUCGGAGUCGGGAAGACCUCCAUCAUCAGACGCUACGUGCACCAGACCUUCUCCAGUAACUACAGGGCCACGAUCGGAGUGGAUUUCGCCUUAAAAGUCUUGAACUGGGACUCUGAGACUGUCCGGGUUCAACUGUGGGACAUUGCAGGUCAGGAACGAUUUGGGAACAUGACACGGGUGUACUACCGCGAAGCCAUGGGCGCCCUCAUUGUGUUCGACGUGAUGAGGCCCACCACCUUUGAGGCCGUCAUUAAGUGGAAGGAGGAUCUGGAUUCAAAAGUAAUGUUGGCCAAUGGACAGAGCAUUGCAACGGUGCUGCUGGCUAACAAGUGUGACCAGGGGAGGGAACUGAGCAACAAUGGCAUCAAAAUGGAUCAGUUCUGCAGGGAUCAUGGCUUUGUUGGUUGGUUUGAGACCUCAGCAAAGGACAACCUCAACAUCAGUGAUGCGGCAAACUUCCUGGUCAAGCACAUCAUGGCCACAGAGAAUGACAUCCUGAAGUCCGUAGUGCCAGACACCAUCUCCCCACAGAUGGACUCCAGCAGGGAGAUGAGCUGCUCUGGCUGCUUCAAAUGAUGAAAGGAAGGAAGGAAGGGUGAAUGGACAUGUGAGAACAGAGGCAGGACAGGACUAAGAGGGUCAGACAAAUUCCCAAAGGAAAUCCUAUGUAGUAUUCAGGGUGGAACAGUAUGAAGUUGUUGGUCCAUGCAGUCGGACAUUGAUUUGUCACUUUUGUUGUGGUGAUCAAAGCUUACAUGGACACCAAAACUAGCACCUCCCUUUUUUCAGAGUGUCUCUGAAUUGUGGUCAUAAUGUGUUUCUCGAGAUUUGUGGUAACAAUACUGUCUAAAGUAUUUGCAUGAUACAACAGAAAGAAAUGCAAGAACUGGCAUAUUCCUUUUACUAAGAUGAUCUUCUUUCUUCUUACAGCAGUUUACUUUGAAUGGGAAUGGUAGCUUCCUUAAGCUUUCCGAUCAAAGCAAACACAACUUAUUUCAAUUAGGCUGAUCCCACAAAAUGUAGGUGCAGUAAAGUCAAAAUGCACAUCGACUUAUCGAUGGAUUUGCAGGUUUUUUGUGAAACUAAUUCAUUAAUGUUGGUGUUGUAAAAAAGUUCUUCUGGUGACUGUGGGCUUUCUUUACUGGUAUUCCAACAGGGCAAAGAGAGGACUGUGGACCACUGUUAAAGAAGGACACAUUAGGUAACUGUUUGAAAUUACGUACACAUUUUAUUAUGAUUUUAAAUUGUUUACAGAGUACUUUGUGAGUAUUUCCUGGUGCUUGUAGGGUUUGAAAAUACAUUCACCAACUGACUGCAUGAGAAUUAUUUAACUUUGUAUUUUAAAUGAGAACACAGUUUUCUUUAUAGUAACAGUGUGGUUAGACUGUGCCAAUUUUAAAGUGAUGAAACUUACUGGAUUGAAUACAUGGUUUCAGUGACUUUUUGGACAUAAUGAUACCCAUUUCCAUCAGAGCUGAACAAAUGUGUGUGUGUGUCUGUGUGUGUGUGUGUGUGUGUGUGUAUGCGUGCGCGUGUGUGUGACAGUUUUGCAAACCACAUGAAGUUUUAUUGAUCUUAAUGUCGUGAGCUGAACACACUUCAAUUUGUCCACCAAUAUCUCUGUAUCCCAUGGCAACAGGAGUCUUUUUAUGGGGUUUGCUCAACCGUCUAUGUAGAGCUGUUUCUCGCUGUGCCAUGCACAAAACACACACUAAAGAACCCAUAAAGACUCAGCAUGUCCUCUCUCCUACUCAAUGGCUUUGUUGUUGUUUCACAGUUUGGUUUUUUUCAUGUCUUCCUUUAUAAAUUUUUUAAAGGUUAUUUCGGCUUUUCAGAAGACAGCUAGUUAGCUGAAUGAUCUGCACAAAGCCAACAUUUGCCUUUUAGUUCUUACCGAUAAAGGACUAUAAACUCAUGUGAACUCUAGAUCAGUCUCUUGAUUGAUCAAGAGUACAUGCUACUUCUGACCAAAAUAAAAAAUAUCCACUAUUAUCCAGAAUUAUUGGCAUCCCUGGUAAAUAUGUGUAAAAGGCCUAAAAAGAGUAUAAAAAGUAUUGUACUGCAUUAUCAAGAUCACACAAUGCGAUAUUUAGAUACAUCCAAGUGUAUAUUUUGAGUGUAUUUAUUAAAUGUGUCAAAAUACAAAAAAUAAUUGCUUUAAGCAAAGUCACAAGGGCCACAUUAGCCUUCUCAUACAACAUUCAGAAAGAUUAAUUUUGACAAUUGCUCUUUCUACAAUCUCUCUAUAGAUGGUCCAGAUUCCUGGGUCCUGUCUUAUGAAUGCUUCUUUUCACCUCACCCCAGAGAAGAAGGUUGAUUUUUGUGAGGGUUGAACCAUUUCUGUGUUGCUUUGCACAUAUUUUUUGGAUCACUACCCAUUUUUAGUUCACUGGCAGAGGCCACCAGAUUGGUAUUUAAAAUGUUCUGGUAUUUCAGAAGGUGCAUGAUGCCAUAUCUUUGAAAGAGAAACCAGCCCAAAGCAUCACAGAUACUUUGAUGUGCUUAACAGUGCCCACCGGGCAGAAAGCAGUAUAGAUGCUGUCUAAUGGUUGUUAUCGAGACAUGGGGAUUUUAAGAUGCUACUAAUUUUACCAACAUGUUUCUUCUGACUGGAGAUAAUAUUAACAUUUAAGAGUGUCUCAGUCAGAAUCCUAACUUGAAACUGAUUGCAAUCUGUGGAUGGAGCUAAAGAUUAGGUUGAUGGCAAGACUUGGAGCUCAUCACCAAAUAAAUUGGGUAUAAACAUACCAAUGGGAACUUUUUUUUAUUAAAAUGUAUCUAAACUGAUUUUUAUUUUUUUAAAUUGAUACUCCUUUAGAUUGUUUUAUUAUCGAUUGAGAGAUGCGUUCCAAAAAGUUGGUUCAACCAAUAAGUUUGUUUUGAUACAUUGAUCAGAAACAAACUUCUUGGUUGGAUGAAAAUACUUCUAAACCUAAAUUUAUCAUGUGUUUUAACCCAGGCUAUACAAUAUCAAAAACACAUCCGGUAUGCACUAAUGUGCUAUUGAUAAAUGUUUGAAUAAUCAUAUGACUUGUGAACAAACUGUGUAAACAAAAAUGUAAAACGUGUUGUUGUCUUUCUGCUUUGGGUUCAUAGCUAACAGACCCAAGAUAAUACGCAGUCUAUGCAGCUACUGGAAAUAAAAUCAUUAUUUCCAUAUUAACAACAAAGUUUUAUUGAAAAAGUUGAUUCUGGCCACGCCUACUGUUUUCUGCAUUAAAACAAUUCAGUUUCUUAGUGACUUGACCACCUUACCACCUCUUUACCUUAUGAAACUUUUAUGCUUCAUUAUAUAUACUAUACUAUACUAUAUUACAGGCAUAGAGACCCUGAAUUGUCAGUGUGAGACACAACAAUAUAAUUGGGUUAACAUCUUUUUUGAAAAAUUCAGCAUUAGUAUGAGAGCAUGUGGGAUUCAAGGAAUGUGCUUUCCACAGAAAGGUUUCACAGGGUGAAGGUGUGUGACUCGUGAUCUCAUGUGAUAUCAGCAUAGGGUCAUAUUAUAUAAAACACAGGACAUUACUUUGUCAGAAAUACUUUUCUAAUGUGUUUCUUGGUUCAAAGAACAUAUUUUCACAUCUAUAGCUGAUUAUACCACUUUUGAGUUUGUACUUAUUUAUUGUGUGGUUUAGUGAGAUGGCGAAAUAAACCAUUUUCACACAUAA
Girardinichthys multiradiatus is the source of this 4221-nucleotide messenger RNA. RefSeq names its product RAB38b, member of RAS oncogene family (gene rab38b). Gene Ontology annotation, biological process: phagosome-lysosome fusion; endosome to lysosome transport. Gene Ontology annotation, cellular component: Golgi apparatus; late endosome; phagocytic vesicle. The transcript is spliced from 3 exons. Bases 476 to 1132 code for a protein of 218 amino acids. Lineage: Eukaryota; Metazoa; Chordata; Actinopteri; Cyprinodontiformes; Goodeidae. The record is from RefSeq and is a predicted model, not a curated record. Gene Ontology annotation, molecular function: GTPase activity; GTP binding.